CUUGACCACAACUCGCAACAGCGCAAGCAGCGACAUGAUACGAGCACAAGGGGCGGCACGACUCACCCGGGCAUACACAUCCUCGGCGCGGCCUGUGCCAUUGCUGCCCAAAACGCUGGCAGAGUCGUCCAAGCCGCCUGGCCACAUUCCAGUGUUCCGCACCCUCGCUGCGCUGCGACGCUGGCGGCGCGACGCCCGGGAUCGUGACCUCGACGUUGGCUGUGUGCCCACUAUGGGUGCGCUGCACGAGGGACACCUGAGCCUAGUCAAGACGUCGCUCAAACGCCACCCAUUCACGGUUAUGACGCUCUUCGUCAACCCCAUGCAGUUUGCGCCGCACGAGGACCUGUCGGCCUACCCUCGCACUUUUGAGCGUGAUAUGGAUUCGCUGCGCUCUCUGCUGCCCACCGGCCCCGAGUCGCCGAUCCACGGCCUCGGUAUCUCAGAGUACGACGGCAGACCUUCCCCCCGCAGCCAGCGCCAGGCGGCUGACAGCCCCUUGGUCGUGUUCGCGCCCACCGCCGACGUGAUGUACCCCCUCCGCGGCGAGCUGCAGGACAUGAGCCGGCGAAAGGGCGCCAGCAUCGAGGUCCGCGGCUGGGGAGAGGUCAUGGAGGGGGCGUCUAGGCCCCAGUUCUUCACUGGCGUCGCGACGGUCGUGACCAAGCUGUUCAACGCCGUCGAGCCCGACCACGCGUACUUUGGCCAGAAGGACAUUCAGCAGGCUCUGCUGCUGAAAAUCAUGCUCACCGACCUCCUCGUCUCUCACCCGACAUCGGAUAACCUGCACAUCCUGCCGACACGUCGCGACCCCGAGACUGGGCUCGCUCUGUCAAGCCGGAAUGCGUACCUCUCACCAGCGGAGAAGAAGGUGGCCCCUACGCUGGCCCGAGCGCUCGAGGCGGGCCGCGCGGCAUGGAGCAGCGGCGCCACUGGCGAGGCGAUCAUCGAGGCCGCGACUGCUGUCGUCAAGGCAGAGGAGGAGCGCCUCAAGACGUCGGGCGAGGACGUCGACCUCCGACUCGACUACUUUGAGGUGUUUGAGAAGGACACAUUCACGCCAGUGCGCGGCGUCCCCGCCACUGGCCAGCUGGCGAUCGCCGGUGCCAUGUUUGUGGGCAAGACCCGGUUGAUCGACAACCUGCUUUUGGGAUGGGAGGCCGAGGAGGCCGAGGACUAGGCGCGUGCCACGAGCGCGCCAGGAAGUGUACUACCAUUGCAAUGCAUCGAAC
Messenger RNA from Vanrija pseudolonga, 1232 nucleotides. It is a transcript of the gene panC, whose product is annotated as Pantothenate synthetase. Gene Ontology annotation, biological process: pantothenate biosynthetic process. NCBI's taxonomy places the organism in Eukaryota, Fungi, Basidiomycota, Tremellomycetes, Trichosporonales, Trichosporonaceae. The record is from RefSeq and is a predicted model, not a curated record. Bases 35 to 1180 code for a protein of 381 amino acids. The transcript has 4 exons. Gene Ontology annotation, molecular function: pantoate-beta-alanine ligase activity.